Molecule: messenger RNA, 1212 nt
Organism: Lottia gigantea (owl limpet)
Lineage: Eukaryota; Metazoa; Mollusca; Gastropoda; Lottiidae
Exons: 11
Coding region: 1-1212 (403 amino acids)
Biological process (GO): nuclear membrane organization
Cellular component (GO): nuclear inner membrane
Source: RefSeq, a predicted model, not a curated record
AUGCAUAAUAACUAUGGUAACAGUCAUACAAGAGUAACAUAUAGACGGAAUGCAUCAUUCUGUGAGAGAAUACAGAAUAGUUUAGUAGCGUUUGUUGUAGGAUUAGGUCUAUUAGUAGCAUCUUCUGGGUUGCUCUACUGGAAUGAGGGUAGAGCAGUGCAGACAGCUAAGUCUUUAGAUGAAGGAUUAAGUGUUGUAAUACCAUUAAAAUCAACAGAUGUAGCAUUCGAAUCUAAUAAUGGUAAACUGGUCUAUUUAACAGCUACUCUACAUACUGAUAAGAUUAUGAGUGAUCCAGACUAUGGUAUCAAUCUACAUGUUGUUAAGUUAAAAAGAUCAGUUGAAAUGUAUCAGUGGGUUGAACAGGAAUCAAAACGUGAAUAUGAUGAAGGAGGACAAACUAGGGUAGAAACAUCAUAUUCAUAUUCUGAAGAGUGGAGAUCUGAAUUAGUGUCUAGUUCAUCAUUUCAUAGUUUACUAGGUCAUGAAAAUCCUGGGUCUAUGCAAGUUACUUCAAAAGUUUUUACAGCAGAUUCUGUUCAAGUUGGAAAUUUUCAUCUUUCAAAAAAUUUAAUUGAUAAGAUAAAGCAGUAUAAACCAUUAGGACAAGAGUUAAUUAAUAUACCUCCAAAUUCAGGAUUAGAAUUCUAUAAUGGAUAUUUAUAUCAAUCAAACAACCCUAGAAGACCUCAGGUAGGAGAUAUUAGAAUACAGUUUGAAUAUACUGGUAUCAGUGGCAAAUCAUCUCUAGGUGAUCCUGAUACAGUCAGUGUGGUAGCCAAACAGGUGGGGUUACAGUUAACACGGUAUGAAACAGAUGCUGGUGAUGACCUUGAACUUCUAUAUCAUGGUGAAAUGUCUGCCAAGAAAAUGUUUGAAGAAGAACAUAAUCAAAAUAUUAUGAUGACAUGGGGAAUAAGAUUUGCUGGUUGGUUAUUAAUGUUUGUAGGUUUUGGUUGUUUGACUAGUAUUAUUACUACAUUAGUUGAUUGGUUACCAAUAGUUGGUGAACUGGUUGCUAUGGGAGUAGGAGCCAUGAACGCUGCAUUAUCAAUUAGUUUAUCAAUAACUAUUAUUGCCAUUGGUUGGAUACGGUAUCGUCCCAUGUUAGGAUUUGGAUUAUUAGCUCUAUCAUUUUUACCAUUUAUUUUAUCAAAAAUACGUUCACGAGGACGGCCAUCAACAAAUUACCAGCGUGAUGUAUAUUCUUAG